Hyalella azteca is the source of this 2206-nucleotide messenger RNA. RefSeq names its product putative nucleotidyltransferase MAB21L1. The transcript has a single exon. The record is from RefSeq and is a predicted model, not a curated record. NCBI's taxonomy places the organism in Eukaryota, Metazoa, Arthropoda, Malacostraca, Amphipoda, Hyalellidae. Bases 14 to 1081 code for a protein of 355 amino acids.
AAAGCUUUUAACGAUGUUGGUGCCCACCGAAGGAGCUCGCCUUGUUCCCCAACUGGGCAGGUACUGCGGAGAGCGAGUAGCUGCCCGCAGGGCGGCUGUUAUGAGGGGACUUCGGGAGGUGGCGACAGCCUUGCAAGAAAUCCUUCGGGAGGUUGAAUUGCAAGAGCCGCGCGUCAUUUCAUCAUUGGCUGAAGUCAACGGACGUUACGAAGGAUUGCAUGUUUUAUCGCCUACCGAGUUCGAGGCAAUUCUUUACCUCAAUCAAAUGGGAGAGUUCAAUUUCGUCGAUGACGGAAGUUUUCCCGGAAGUGCAGUUUUAAAACUCAGUGAUGGACGAAAGCGUUCCAUGUCGUUGUGGGUAGAAUUUAUAACCGCAUCAGGUUAUUUAUCUGCGAGAAAGAUGCGAGCGCGUUUACAGACAUUAGUGACUGCAGCAGUUGAAAAAGCUGGUAAUGGCGUGAAAGUUGUUUCCGAUAAUAGUGAAGUGAAAUUGCGUAUAAGGGACAAGUUUACAGUGCAAUUAAUACCGGCAUUCAAGUGUUCCGGCGUCUGGCCUCGGUCUGCCGCCCACUGGCCAACACCUCAUAUCCCAUGGCCAAACCCUCAGCACGUAGUUGAGGUAAAGGCCGAGGGUUUCGACUUGGUAAGCCGCGAGGGGCACCGUGGCAGCGGAGGGCUCGAGGCGGACGCCUGGGUGAUGGCCUUCACGGACGCUGAGCAGAGACUUCUGCAAGGGGGCAGCAGACGCAAGUGCUUGUCUUUUCUGAAGGCGCUCAGAGACAGGCAUUUGGCAUUGGUGGGGGACCCAGUUCCUGCUCGAGUCCUGACGGCCCUUAUCUUACAUGAGUGUGAGAAGCACCCCAGUGAGAGCGAAUGGGUUGAAGCCGCUUUAGGAGAGCGACUUUUGGGCGUGAUGCUGCAACUGAUCACGUGUCUACAGUGUCGGAGGUGUCCUCAUUAUUUCCUACCUGGAAUAAACCUAAUAAAGGCGCCACCAGCGGCUUUAGAAGCUGCAGCUCGACAGGCUUGGAAGCUUGCACGGGAUCUACUCACGAAUCCCAAAGGAAUUGAAAAACUCUAAUUUUAAAAGAACGUGUGAUUCGUGAAGAGCCACAUAGAUGUGAGUGAACGUGUACUAAUACCAAAAUUAUAAUCAAAUUCAAUGCAUGAUUAAAAUUGUCAAUUCGGAUGUAGAGACUGCAAAAAUUCGUUUCAUGAAAUACUAUCCCUAUACACAUAAGAGUCAUAACGCAGUGAAAUAGCAAUCUUAGAAUUUAAAAACUAAUGUUAGAUAGUGUUUUUUAACUGCAAAAUUGACGCACGGUCGCUAAGUUCAUUUGAAUUUUUCAUGCUCAUCAAUGAAGCCAUGUAUAGAUUGAAAUAUGUUGAUAAUUUGUUAUAUUUUGUUCAUGCAAUGCUAGCAGUGCAUUUUCAUUGGAAAGCUGACAAGGCGCUCUAACGUUGUGAAGUUGUUAUGUUUCUAUUAUAGAGCUGUGAUAUACUUAGUUCCAAGUAUCUGUGUACAUAAGUUUUGCAAAUAUUCGACUGUGUAGAGUAGUGUGCAGAAAUAUUACGUACCUAUAGCACCUUAAUAAUAUUUGAAUCGACGAUUAAUUCACUCUUAAAAUGAUUAGGCGGUGCAACUCAAAUUUUACGUAUUUACCCCUGAAUUUAUUUUUAAAAUGUAAGUCUACGUACUGCGAUGACCUUUGCUAUGAUGCAUUCUACAUUGAUUUAUUUUAAAGAUGUUCAUUAUAGAGAAAUUCCAUUUUCAAAUGAUUCUGAUCGAACUCGGAGUAUACGCAUUCAACCUUGAAUUUAAUUCGAAAUUUUAAGGAUACGUACUGCGAUGCCAAAACCGUAAACGUUGAGAAAUUAAAAUUUGAUUUAUUUCAUGAAUGUUCAUUUUAGAUUAAUUCGCUCUUCCAAUGAUUAUGAUGGAACUUGAAGUAUACGUGUUUUCCCCUGAAUUUAAUUUGAAAAUCUAAGGCUAUAUAUCUGCGAUGCCAAACCUUUAGCUUUGACGAAUUUUACCUUGAUUUAUUUUAGAAGUUUUUGUAUUAGAUAGCGAAGCAUAUAGUAUUUCAAGUUGCUUCAUUGUAUAGUUGAGAAUAACUAUCCAUCACUGAAUAGUCAUGACGAUUAACUUAUUAUAUAUAACAUAAUUGUUUUGUAGGCGUGUAAAGUACAGACUUUAGCGCAUUAA